Marchantia polymorpha subsp. ruderalis is the source of this 2194-nucleotide messenger RNA. The record is from the annotation of a GenBank genome assembly. NCBI's taxonomy places the organism in Eukaryota, Viridiplantae, Streptophyta, Marchantiopsida, Marchantiales, Marchantiaceae.
GACCAUACAGAUGUGUCGACCAAAGUGUCAGAAUGACAGUUCAAUUAUAGUGUUGGUACAUUUAUCGAAGGAUACAUGGUCUUCGAGCUACCAGAAACUCAACAACAUGUGCUACGAGAGAAGUUGCCAUACCCAGACAGCAAACUUUGUGCUCCCUGAUUUCUACUGGAACUCCGUCUAGUUCAAGAGCAAAGAUGCGAUUCCACGAGCAGAAUGGAGGCUCUCGUGGUCACCACUUGUUGAUGAUUCCACAUGCUGCGCUUCCUCACAUCAAUCCUAUGGUGCAUUUAGCCGACAAGCUGAGUCAGCAUGGAGUCAGGUGCACCGUUCUGUCAUACGAUUGCUUGUUGCAGCAAAUACCCCGGGAGGACCUUCGAGACGGAGUUCAACUUCUAGGUCUGCCCCAAGAUUUGACCGGGUACUCGAAACCCGAGGACCUCUUCUAUCCGCCUAUGGUGGACAGCGAGAGGCUUCGUUUUGUUGCAAACGCUUACAUUGACAGAUUCGUGCAAGAUCACGACGGAUCGCCUCCUUAUACUUGUCUGAUUUCAGAUGUGCUCCUCCCGUGGACAGUGGACGCAGCGGCCAAACUGAAUGUACCACGGUAUCUUCUCAGCCCAGGGUCAGCGUUUUCAUUUUUGAUGUUGCAUCAUGUGCCCCUCAGUAAUGACGCUGACGAUACGAACAGGAUUAUACAGUUUCCCAACAUGUUCCCGAAUGGCGUCAGCUGUGACAUCUUCUCGGUACCUCCUCAGUUCGCUAUGUACACAAGGAGGUCGAUUCUAAAUGCAGCAGGCCUGCUCGGAAACUCUUUCUACGAAUUGGAAACUUGCGCCAUCGACGAACUUCGGAGAAUGGAAAAGAAGGUGUACCCAGUAGGUCCGCUGGAAUCGGCUGUACGAGUCACCAAGUCUUUCGUCGGGGACAGCAGCAUGAAUUUCGUCAGCGUCAAUGACGAAUGCUUAGAUUGGCUGGACAGGCAGACAGACAACUCUGUCGUGUACGUCAACUUUGGAACCACGGGCUUCAUCAGGUUCAACUUGAAAAUGGUGCACGAGCUGGCUCAAGGACUGGAGGCUAGCGGAGCCAAAUUUCUUUGGGUUCUGAGGCCACCACCAAACCUCAGCUCGGAUGAACUGGAUCAACUCCUGCCGAGUGGAUUUGAGGAACGGGUCAAGGACCGUGGACUUGUUUCCAGAGGAUGGGCUCCGCAGCUGAAAAUCUUGGAACACCCUUCGACCGCCGCAUUUGUGAUGCAAGCUGGUUGGAAUUCUAUUAUGGAAGCCGUCGCCAGGGGCGUUCCGAUUAUAUCGUGGUCAACUUAUGCCGAUCAGCCUGCCAAUGCACUAUAUGCGGCACAGAUAUCGAAAGUGGGGAUUCAACUUCCUCAGGGGAUCGUGGAUAGGAGCGCCGUCGAAACAGCGAUUCGGACGAUUAUGUGCUCUGAAGAGGGCAAGGUCCUGAAAGAGAAUGCUCAGAGGCUGAAACUUGGAGCAGCUUGUGCAACCAGUCCAGGAGGAAGUUCGUUCCAAAGUUUGCAGGACUUUAUAACAGACCUGUAACUACUUAGGAAGCAGAUCGAGUGCACGUUCCCGGUGUGCCGGCAUUUUUCAAAACCCAAAGUGUAUAAAGUUCAUUCUGGCUUCCCACUUCAGCACUUAACACAUUUCUUCCACCUAGUCAGAUUACCUCGCGAGGUAGGUGGUCGAGCAGAUGGCCAUCAAGUGGAUCAUGCUGACCUUGAGGUUCUUGACCACGCUGCUUUAUUACUGGAAUGUUUGUAGAUCAACCAGAGGAGCAUAAUGCAGCAUUCCUGUGGCAACCAAUAAAUAACAAGCAGGUGAGUGGCACAUAAAACAUGCUCUUCAAGUGUGUCUCUUCUCUGUUGCUAUGCUCUCUCUGAAGUUGGAAGAUCGACAUCGAAUGUCAAUAACAACAAGCCGAUGGUACAUGGUAACAUCAUCAGCAAUGCUACUUCACUGAACUCUACGGCCUGAUCAUAUACUGGUAAACAGAGGCCAACAUUUUACUUCAAAUCUCUACCCAGACCAGACCAUAAUCAUCAGCAGCUCCUUAUGCCCAUCCAUGCAAUUCAAAUUGCGCCAAUUGUCUUAUGUGUAAUACCCGGUUAUACCAAUUCUUGGUUGGAUCUGACAAACACUGCCCAAAACAGUGUCACCCAAAACCCUUGGGC